This is a messenger RNA of Didymodactylos carnosus, 522 nucleotides long. The record is from the annotation of a GenBank genome assembly. Lineage: Eukaryota; Metazoa; Rotifera; Eurotatoria; Philodinida; Philodinidae.
AUGACUUGCGCUAUUGUGUUUCGAUACCACCAUGUUCGAGGAAAAAAUUCACGAAAAAAGAAUUACAAUUUGUUCAGUGGAAGAGGCCAUUGUAAAGAUGAAAAAUGUCCUGUAGAAGUUACGGUCGAAGUUGAGGAUGAACCAAAAAACAAAGCCAGUCCAUGUUUAUUUAAGGUGGUGAUUAUAGGCGAUAAAAAUCACCCUUCAAAGGAGGAGACCAUGGCUCGUCAAUUAACUGGUGAUGUUCGGGAAGCGAUGGUGAAACAAGUUCAAAAAAUAGGAGCGCUAGGUGUUUAUGAACGUAAUUUACGAUAUGCUAACGAAGAUCCUCUGAAAGAAGGCAAUUUUACUGAAGUACCGUCAAUAGAUGUGCUGAAGACAGCUAAGCAACAGUUUAAUAAGAAGUAUCGUCUCGAUGAAGAUUAUUUUAAAGAAUUGCGCAUGUUUGGAUUUUUUACUCGAUGUACUGAUGACGAAUCUGAAGAUAUUAAAGGCGAGAAUUUUUUUGAAUUUUUGAAUUAA